Molecule: messenger RNA, 2973 nt
Organism: Rhizophagus irregularis DAOM 181602=DAOM 197198
Lineage: Eukaryota; Fungi; Glomeromycota; Glomeromycetes; Glomerales; Glomeraceae
Source: RefSeq, a predicted model, not a curated record
UUGAAAAAAAAAAAAUAACCAUGAUAUUUUUCGUAGCGUUAAUUUCAAUUCUUUUAGUGAUAUCACCAUGGUUAUGGAUAUCAUGGAAUUAUGAAAAGGAUCUUUCGUUAACGAAUGAAAUACCGACAAUCAAUAAUUUAAUAAAUAAUUCAAUAGAUAUUUGUUCAAUAAGUGAUAUAAAAUAUGACUGUGGAUAUUUUGGUAUAACACAAGAACAGUGUGAAGCAAGGUUUUGUUGUUGGCGUCCAUCGAAAAAUCCAGAAGAUAAUUGGUGUUUUUAUAAGAAAGGGGAUUCAUAUUCUUGUGAUAUUGACCCUGCUACAAGAGUUGAUUGUGGAUAUAUGGGUAUUCAGAAGGAUGAAUGUGUUAACAAUUUAAAUUGUUGUUGGAAACCCACAGAUGUUAUCGGCGGAAAUUAUUGUUAUUAUAUGACGCAACCAUGUAAAGGUUACAAAGUAGUUAAUAUUGAAAAACGGCAUAAUGAUCGCGUCCUUAUCGCGAAUCUUGAAUUGAAUGGAAUUGGAUGCGGCCUUUAUGGACAAGAUUCAAACCAUCUGAAAUUAUUAGUUGAGUAUGAAACUAAGGAUCGGUUGCAUGUAAAAAUAUAUGAUCCAAAUGAGCAGAGAUUUGAAAUACCGGAAGAAAUUGUUCCUAUACCAGAAUCAGAACCAAUAACUGAUGAUAUGCUUUAUACUUUUGUAUAUAAUAAAAGUCCAUUCACCUUUUCAGUUGCACGAACUAGUACGGGAGAAAAGAUCAUUGAUACUAAUGUUCCUGGAAUGAAUACAUUAGUUUUUGAAGAUCAAUAUAUGGAAAUUUCUUUUAAACUACCACAAGAUCCAUUCAUUUAUGGAUUAGGUGAAGUGGUAGAUACACUUCGGAGAAAUCCUCGUGGAACUUUUCAUACUAUUUGGACUAGAGAUGCUGCAACUCCUAUUGCAGAAAAUAUUUAUGGAGCUCAACCAUUUUAUAUGGAAAUGAGAAAUGGUACUGCUCAUGGUGUGUUUUUGAGAAAUUCAAAUGGAAUGGAUAUAGCCAUCACUCCAGGAAAUCCCACUAAACUGAAUUGGAAAGUCAUAGGAGGAGUUUUUGAUUUUUAUAUAUUUCUUGGACCAACACCUUCAGAUGUUAUUGCUCAAUAUACGAAGAUAAUUGGGAGACCGUCGCUUCCACCAUAUUGGGCUCUUGGAUAUCAUCAAUGUAGAUGGGGAUAUAGUAAUUUGACAAUGUUAGAAAAUGUGGUGUCAGAGUUUAAAUCAAACAAUAUUCCACUCGAAACAAUUUGGUCAGAUAUAGAUUAUAUGGAAAAUUUCAAGGAUUUUACAUGGGAUUCCGUAAACUUUCCACGUCACGAAAUGAAAAAUUUUGUUAUGAAAUUACGUGAGAACGAACAACAUUACGUUGUUAUUGUUGAUCCUGGUAUUAAAAUUGAGGCGGGAUAUCACCCUUAUGAAGAUGGUGUCAACAGAAAUGUUUUCAUCAAGAAUUCAAGAGGAAAAAAUAUUGUGGGACGAGUUUGGCCAGGACUUACAGUGUUUCCUGAUUGGUUCAACAAGGAUACCCUUAAUUAUUGGGGGGAUAUGUUUGAAAAUUGGUUAGGAGAUGUUGCAGUUGAUGGAAUAUGGAUAGAUAUGAAUGAGCUUGCUAGUUGGUGUCGAGGAGAAUGUGUGAAUGACGAAGAAACAAAUUCGGGUGUUCAAUCAUCACAAUAUGUAGGUGAUCAAAACAACUAUAAUCAAUCUCGUAAACUAAGAAAUUCCCCAUAUAAGAUUAAUAAUGGGGGUAUAAGGUUACCUUUGGAUGAUAAUGCAUUAUCAAUGGACGCUAUCCAUAAUAAUGGGUUUUUGGAAUACGAUGUUCAUAAUUUAUAUGGUCAUAUGGAAAGUAUGAUUACAUAUGAUGUAUUGUCAAAGAGAAUUAGGAAAGGAAAGAGACCAUUCAUUAUCACUAGAUCUACUUUCGCUGGUACUGGUAAAUAUGCUGGACACUGGACCGGUGACAAUUGGUCAAAUUGGGAUCAUCUAUACAUGUCUAUUCCUGGUCUUUUGAACUUUCAGUUAUUCGGAAUUCCAUUUGUUGGUGCAGAUAUAUGUGGAUUUAAAGAAGCCGUAACUGAAGAAUUAUGUUUAAGAUGGAUGCAACUUGGAUCAUUUUAUCCGUUUAUGAGAAAUCAUAAUGGAUUAGAUGAAGCAAGUCAAGAACCAUAUUUAUGGCCUUCAGUAGCAAAAAUAUCACGAAAAUUUAUAAAUAUAAGAUAUUCUUUAUUAUCAUAUUAUUAUACAUUAUUUUAUGAGUCACAUAAAAAAGGGUUAACAGUAUGGAGACCAUUAUUCUUCGAGUUUCCAUUAUCAAAAAGUUCAUUAUUAAUUGAUAAACAAUUCAUGAUUGGAUCAGGAUUAUUAUUAUCACCAGUUUUAUCAUCAAAUGUUGAUGAUGUUAUAGCUUUAAUACCACCAGGAUUAUGGUAUGAUUUUUAUUCAAAUAAAUUUAGUUAUAAUAUAACUAAUCCUGAUGGGGAGUAUGUUAAUUUAUCAGCACCAUUAGAUAUUUUACCUAUAUUAAUUAGAGGUGGACAUAUUUUACCUAUGCAAUAUCCUGAAUUAACAACUGCAGCUACUAAAAGAAAUAAUUAUUAUUUAAUUAUUGCAUUAGAUGAAGAUGAAUAUGCUAAAGGAACUCUUUAUUUGGAUGAUGGGGAAAGUAUUGAUGUUGGUAAAAAUUUCACUUAUUUAACUUUUAUAGUUAAUGAUGAUACGUUAAUAUUACGAUGUGAUAUUGAAUCUCCUCAUAAGAAAAGAUUAUAUAAAAGAGAAGAAAAUCAAAAUGAGUAUAAUAAUGAUAUAAUGGAUAUAAUGGAUGUGGUUAUAAUAAUAUCAAUUCAAAAUUGGAUAAAAUUAUUAUAAUGGGAAUUUUAAAGAAUAAAAAUAUUGGAAGGAUUUUAUUUAAUGGAAAUUAUAUUAAAGAAUAUCAAAA